GCCGGGAAGAUGGCGGCGGAGGCAGCGGUGGCGCCGGGUUUGGAGCUGACGGCGCUGGACGGGCGGGAACUGCGGAUCCUGAGGGGGUCCCAGGACAGUCCCUUUCCCCAGGAACUCUAUGGCAGUGCCCAAGCCCCCCCUGAAUUCAGCAGCUGUUGUGUGGCUGUGCCCACAUCUGCCCCCAGCACAUGGACUCCAUGGUGCAGCUGCAGGAGGAGCCCCAGCUCAGCUCUGCCUUCCAGCACUUCAGCAUUUUUGGGCAGUCCCGACCGUUCGGACUUUUGGGACCCCAUUCAGCGAUCCGGGAAAACGGCGGGUUCAGGGUGGUAGAUUCCAGUCCCGAUCGCUCAAACAUUUGGGACCCCAUUCAGCGAUCCGGGAAAACGGCCGCUUCGGGCUUGUCGAUUCAAGUCCAGACCGUUCGGACUUUGGGGACCCCAUUCAGUGAUCCGGGAAAACGGCCGCUUCGGGCUGGAAGAUUCAAGUCUCGACCGUUCGGACUUUGGGUACCCCAUUCAGCGAUCCAGGAAAACGGCCGCUUCGGGCUGGUAGAUUCAAGUCCCGAUCGCUCGGACUUCGGGGACCCCAUUCAGCCAUCUGGGAAAAUGGCAGCUUCGGGCUGGUAUAUUCAAGUCCCGACCGUUCGGACUUUUGGGACCCCAUUCAUCGAUCCGGGAAAACGUCCGUUUCCUGCUGGUAGAUUCAAGUCCCGACCGUUUAGACUUUUGGGACCCCAUUCAGCGAUCCGGAAAAACGGCCGGUUCAGGGUGGUAGAUUCAAGUCCCAACCGUUCGGACUUUUGGGACCCCAUUCAGCGAUCAGGAAAACGGCCACUUCGGGCUGGCAGAUUCAAGUCCCGACCGUUCGGAUUUUUGGGACCCCAUUCAGCGAUCCGGGAAAACGUCCGCUUCGGGCUUGUCGAUUCAAGGUUUGUUGGAAAAGGCAAACCCGUAGGCCGACUGUUGGUGGUGCUGUGCGUAGGGUUCCAUGUUAGGGUUAAGGCCAGCCAAACGAUCCGGGAAAACGGCCGCGUCGGGCUGACAGAUUCAAGUCCCAAUCACUGGGACUUCGGGGACCCCAUUCAGCGAUCCGGGAAAACGGCCGCUUUGGGCUCGUUGAUUCAAGUCCCGACCAUUCAGACUUUUAAGACCCCAUUCAGCGAUCCGGGAAAGCGGCCAAUUCGGACUGCGAUCCAGGAAAACAUCCGCUUCGGGCUGGUAGAUUCAAGGUUUGUGUUUAAACGCAAACCCGCAGGCCGACUUCCCGAACGUUCGGACUUUUCGGACCCCAUUCAGCGAUCCCGAAAAACACACGUUUCGGACUGGUACAUUCAAGCGAUCCGGGAAAACACGCGAUUCGGACCGGUAGAUUCAAGGUUUGUGGAAAAAGACAAACCCGUAGGUCGACUUCCCGACAUUUCGGACAUUUGGGGACACCAUUCAGCAAUCCGGGAAAACAGCAGCUUCUGGCUCGUAGAUUCAAAGUUUGUGGUAAAAGGCAAACCCGUCGGUUGUAACAUCUACCCACGGAAAGAACUUUCGGACAUUGGGGACCCCAUUCAGUCACCUGGGAAAAAGGCCGCUUCGGACUGGAAUGCCGAGCCAUGCCAUAGCUGUCAGCCAAUGCUGGAUAGUCGCUUUGGAGUCAGUCUUAAGGUGCUGAGUGGCUACAAUCAUUCCACUAUAUGUGUCUAUGGUUACCGCUAG
Molecule: messenger RNA, 1706 nt
Organism: Calypte anna (Anna's hummingbird)
Lineage: Eukaryota; Metazoa; Chordata; Aves; Apodiformes; Trochilidae
Exons: 23
Coding region: 189-1706 (505 amino acids)
Source: RefSeq, a predicted model, not a curated record